Messenger RNA from Ziziphus jujuba (common jujube), 2088 nucleotides. RefSeq names its product beta-amylase 1, chloroplastic. The record is from RefSeq and is a predicted model, not a curated record. Gene Ontology annotation, biological process: polysaccharide catabolic process. Bases 208 to 1890 code for a protein of 560 amino acids. The transcript has 4 exons. Gene Ontology annotation, molecular function: beta-amylase activity. NCBI's taxonomy places the organism in Eukaryota, Viridiplantae, Streptophyta, Magnoliopsida, Rosales, Rhamnaceae.
UCCAAGAAUCAAGAUUUUCUCACUCCUCCUCCUCUCUCUCUCUCUCUCUCUCUCUCCAAGAAUCAAGAUUUUCUCACUCCUCUCUCUCUCUCUCUCUCUCUCUCUCUUUCUCUCUCUCAUUUCUGCAGAAAAGAAAAACUCCGAUAUUUUUUUCUCUUUUUUUUUUUUUGAAACCCCAAACCUAAAAGCUUGAAAAAAUCUGCUUCAAUGGCAAUCGCGUAUCCGACAUCUCCGACUUUCUCAGCUUCAUUCUACUGCAUUCGAAGAGAAUCACCGGUCGGCUUAGCUCAAUUCCCCUCCAUUGCGCUAUCUCACACCCGCCGAACUGUAGCCCGAAUUCAUCCCCUAGCUCAUCGACUCGCCGUCUCAUCUCGUCUCAACUCGACUACGCCAUCCGGAGCCGGAGGCUCGGUCUCGCCGGACAACGGUGACCUGCAGUACGAGCUAUUCCAUGGAUUCUCCCCACAGCGCCGGACGGGAUCGCCGGUUUACGUCAUGCUUCCCGUGGAUGCUGUGGGACCGGACGGUCUGGUUCGUAGGCGCAAAGCUAUGUUGCAGUCGUUUCGGGCGCUCGCGCUUGCUGGAGUUGAAGGUGUGGUUAUGGAGGUCUGGUGGGGACUGGUUGAGAGGAAGCGGCCUAUGGUUUACGAAUGGAAAGGCUAUUCGGAGAUCGUCGAGCUAGCAAGAAAGUGCGGGCUCAAAGUUCGAGCUGUUAUGGCGUUUCAUCAAUGUGGCACUAGCCCUGAUGAGCCUCAUUGGAUUCCUCUUCCUCUAUGGGUACUUGAAGAGAUUGAUAAAGAUCCAGAUAUAGCAUAUUGUGAUAGAUUUGGUAGAAGAAAUAUGGAAUACAUUUCUCUUGGAUGUGAUACUCUCCCUGUUUUACGUGGUCGGUCACCAAUCCAAGCAUAUUCAGAUUUUAUGAGGAACUUCAGAGAUACUUUUAGACCUUCUCUUGGUGUAAUCAUAACAGGAAUUCAGGUUGGAAUGGGUCCUGAUGGUGAAUUGAGAUAUCCUUCAUGCCCUUCCCGAAUGAUGACAUGGGCUUGGCGCUUUCGAGAACUUGGAGAGUUUCAGUGCUAUGAUAAGUACAUGCUUGCGUCUCUCAAUGCUUGUGCUAGAAAGGUCGGAAUGCGUGAAUGGGGAGAUGGGGGCCCCCUUGGAACAGGCAGUUUGAUGCACAAUCCUGAAUUUACAGAGUUUUUCAAUAGUUACACUGGUUCUUGGAGGACACCGUAUGGUGAAUUUUUUCUUGAAUGGUACUCAAGAAUGCUGCUUAUGCAUGGCGAGAGGAUAUGUAGGGAAGCAGAGACCAUUUUUCGGGGUACAAAAGUUAAUACAUCUGCAAAAGUGGCUGCUAUCCACUGGCACUAUAAAAAGCAGUCACAUCCAUCAGAGUUAACGGCUGGAUACUAUAAUACUGGUUCAAGAGAUGGAUACCUGCCAAUAGCUCGCAUGUUUGCUAGGUAUGGAUUUACUUUAUGCUGCUCAUGUUUUGAAAUGAAAGAUGUCGAAGAGAAACCAGUGCACCCAUUCAGUAGCCCGGAAGGCUUUCUUAUGCAGCUUCUAUGGGCUGCUAGGAGGUGUGACGUUCCCCUGCAAGGAGAAAAUUCCGGGGCCAAUUUGGAUGAUUCGUCAUUCGAACAGAUUGUAAAGAUGGCAAAGUUUUACUCGGGUGGUAUUGAAAAGCCCUCCUUCUCUUUCAACUUUGUUAGGAUGCAGAAAAACAUGUUUGAAUAUAAUAACUGGCAUCGUUUUACAAAUUUUGUGAGGCAAAUGUCUAGUGGUGAUAUUUUUCGAGCCAAACUAGAAUCUGGAGGUGAUAUUAAUCAUUGUCCAUCUUUCAUCUUAUCAGAUGCUGCGAAAGUUGGAAUUGCUUUUACAUAUUGUUAGGGAAAAAAAUAAAAAAAACUACGUUUAACUGACACAAUCAAGGCAAAAUGUAAUAUUUUUUUUUUUUUUUUUUCACAAUACCACCAUUUGUUGUGCAUACUUACACAAGAAUUGAUUACCUCUGAGCUAUGUAAUGAGAUUGUGGAGUAAUGACUCAUUUUCUUCUUGCUAAUGAUUUACUCCGCACAUAUUGGCUCC